Molecule: messenger RNA, 1125 nt
Organism: Colletotrichum lupini
Lineage: Eukaryota; Fungi; Ascomycota; Sordariomycetes; Glomerellales; Glomerellaceae
Product: cytochrome P450
Exons: 3
Coding region: 1-1125 (374 amino acids)
Molecular function (GO): iron ion binding; oxidoreductase activity, acting on paired donors, with incorporation or reduction of molecular oxygen; heme binding
Source: RefSeq, a predicted model, not a curated record
AUGCCGCGGUCGAAUUGGACUUCUAAUCCGAUAAAAGCCUUUACGAGCCUCUCGCUGCGCGAGAAUUGGGAGUUAGUUAUUCGAGAGAAGGUUGAAUUAGCCGUAGACCGUAUUCGGGCGGAUGCUUUGAAGGGUAAAGCCGAUAUUCUCAAGUGGUGGAUGCUCAUGACGACGGACGUUAUUGCCCACUUGUCUUUUGGCGAGUCUUUCAAGACACUAGAACUCGGCGAGAAAAGCUCCUACAUCCGCGCGUUGGAAAUGCUCUUCACAGCUUCAAUGUUUCGACGCGAAGUGCCCUGGCUAUUCUAUCUCGCCCAAUAUCUACCCUUUCAGUACCCCAAGGAGCUUGCAAACGCGGGGCACAUCAUCGGCGAAUAUGCUAGUAUGGCCACCAGCAGCCAAAAGGGCAAUGGGCAUUCUGUAAACCUAUUCAGUAACAUGCAAGCUGCGUGUGAUGAAAAAAUCGAGUACAGCCUGACUCCGGAAAAGUUGCAGUCAGAGGCGACGAACCUCAUCGUGGCAGGGUCCGAUACCACCUCUAUUACACUUACCUACCUAGUCUGGGUGGUGCUGAAGAGACCGACCCUCCGUCAAAAUCUCGAAGCGGAGCUUCACAACCUCAGAGACGACGAGAUCACCGACGCCGUUCUCGAGAAACUGCCGCUUCUCAACGCCGUCAUCGAAGAGACGUUGCGCGUGUACGGGGCGGUUGCAGGUAACCUACCUAGGUCUGUACCUCCGGGUGGUGUGACGCUGGGUGGAUUCUUCAUUCCUGGUGGCAUAGUUGUAGAGACGCAGGCGUACACGCUCCACCGUAACCCCAAUGUUUUUCCAGACCCUGAGAGAUUCGACGAGACUCGGUUUCUGACUGAGAGAUUGACGAAGGAGCAGAGGCGAUCAUUGUCUCCUUGGGGAGCUGGGACUCGGGUUUGUAUUGGAGCACAUUUGGCUCGCAUGGAGUUACGACUCGCUGUGGCAGUUUCUUUCCGCGAAUGUCGAGGCAUAAGACUAGCUGACGACAUGACCGAUGAUGUGAUGGACAUGCGCAAUGUUUGGCUGAUUAGUCCGGUUGGUCAUCGUUGCGAUGUCACACUCAAACAAAGGGAAGCUGCAUUCUUAUCUUAG